CUUUUGUGCCAGUGCUUGUGUGAGAUUGUCUGUUUUUAAAGCCACUGAGUACGGGGGUAAAUGUGACUUGAUCUGCCCAUUUAAUUUGUCCACUGCAGUGUACAAGUACAAGCAUGAAAGGUCAGAGGUGUAAAUGUGCAGCGCUCAGGAGCUAUUUUAAGAGCUUCUCACCAGGUCUCCUUUCGCUGUUACAUCUCACCCAUAGUUAACUGUGCUGUGUGCUCUGCAUGAGGUGUUAGUAUUAUCCAGAGGGCCUGUUUGGCCUUGUGAAAGCUGGCAGACUCUUCCUGUUCUUGCACUGUUGGUCAGCCAGGCACUCGAAGGAACGUGAUCUCAUCGUGAAAGUUUGAAGAAUGUUAUACAAUAUUUGUGAUUUAGCUGAGAGAGACGAUUGGCCUUAAUUUCACCUUUUGAGAAUGGCUGGUUCAGUGGCUGCGAUUACCCGGCCGCAUCGGAAAGUUCACAGACUGGGUUCCAUCUAUGAACCUCUUAAGCUUUCCAUUCUCCAGCGUGAGGAUGAGCCCCUAUGGGAGAAGCUGGACCGCUACUACAGUGCUGUCAAGACAACCAUUCUGAGCUACCAGAGUCCCACCACAGGCCUUUUUCCGGUCAAAACAUGCUCCACGUGCAAAGAGGCCAAGGUUCGGGACUCCCUGUACUGUGCUGCUAGUGCCUGGGCCCUGGCUAUGGCUUACAGGCGCAUUGAUGAUGACAUGGGGCGAACCCAUGAAUUGGAGCAUUCUGCCAUCAAGUGCAUGAGAGGGAUCCUCUACUGCUACAUGAGACAGGCUGAUAAGGUGGAGCAGUUUAAACAGGAUCCCAGCCCCUCGAAGUGUCUGCACUCGGUGUUUAAUGUAGACACUGGUGACGAGGUUUACUCCUACAGCGACUACCACCACCUGCAGAUCGAUGCCGUUUCUCUGUUUCUGCUGUACCUGGUGGAGAUGAUCUGCUCUGGUCUGCAGAUCAUUUACAACACUGAUGAGGUUUCCUUCAUCCAGAACCUGGUGUUCUGUGUGGAGAGGGCCUACAGGGUGCCUGACUACGGCAUGUGGGAGCGAGGCAGCAAAUACAACAACGGCAGCACUGAGCUGCAUUCCAGCUCUGUGGGUCUGGCUAAAGCUGCUCUGGAAGCCAUCAACGGAUUCAACCUGUUUGGAAACCAGGGCUGUUCGUGGUCUGUGAUAUUUGUGGAUCUGGACGCCCACAACAGGAACAGACAAACCCUCUGCUCCCUGCUUCCCCGGGAGUCUCGCUCCCAUAACACAGAUGCUGCCUUGCUUCCAACCAUCAGCUACCCUGCCUUUGCGGUGGACGAUGACGCUCUGUACAGUCAGACACUGGACAAGAUAGUCCGCAAGCUGCGGGGCAAAUACGGGUUUAAGCGUUUCCUCCGUGAUGGCUACCGCACUACCAACGAGGACAAGAAACGCCGCUACUACAAACCUGCGGAAAUGAAGCUUUUUGAUGGAAUCGAGUGCGAGUUUCCCAUAUUUUUCAUCUACAUGAUGAUUGAUGGGGUGUUCAGAGGAAAUCAAGCUCAGGUUAAAGAAUACCAGGACCUCCUUGAACCCAUCAUCUUCCAGUCGUAUGAAGGCCAUGCUGUGAUCCCCAAAUAUUACUAUGUACCGGCUGAUUUUGUGGAAGCGGAGCAGAACAAGCAUGGAAGCCAGAAGCGUUUCCCUAGCAACUCUGGCCGUGAUGGGAAGGUCUUCCUGUGGGGUCAGGCCCUGUAUAACAUCGCCAAGCUGCUGGUGGAUGAGCUUAUCAGCCCUAAAGAUAUUGAUCCCAUCCACCGUUAUGUGCCCCGCCAGGACCAGCGCAACGUCAGCAUGCGAUACUCCAAUCAGGGUCCCAUCGAGAAUGACGUUGUGGUUCACGUGGCCCUGAUAGCAGAGAGCCAGAGGUUGCAGGUGUUUCUGAACACCUAUGGCAUUCAGACCCAGACACCCCAGCAGGUGGAGCCAAUCCAGAUCUGGCCUCAGAAGGAACUGGUCAAGGCAUACCGUUUCCUCGCCAUCAAUAAGAAGCUGGGGUUGAGUGGGCGUCCAGAGAGGCCAGUGGGCUGCAUCGGGACCUGCAAGAUUUAUCGUAUCCUGGGCAAGACAGUGGUGUGCUACCCAAUAGUGUUUGAUCUAAGUGACUUUUACUUGUCCCAAGAUGUUAUGCUGCUGAUUGAUGACAUAAAGAACGCCUUGCAGUUCAUCAAACAGUGCUGGAAGAUGCAGGGACGUCCCCUCUUCCUGGUUCUCAUCCGCGAGGAUAACAUCAAGGGGAGCCGCUUUAACCCAAUCCUGGACAUGCUGGCGUCUUUCAAGAAAGGCAACAUCGGAGGGGUCAAAGUUCAUGUCGACAGACUUCAGACCCUGAUAUCUGGAGCAGUGGUGGAGCAGCUGGACUUCCUGCGUGUUAAUGAGGCAGAGAUCCCAGAGUUUAAGAGCUUUGAAGAGCUGGAGCUGCCUAAACACUCCAAGGUGAAGAGACAGACGAGUACGCCGAAUGCCUCUGACCUGGAGCAGCAGCCGGAGAUCAGUGUGGAGGAGUGGCUGCAUAAACCUACCCCUGAGAUCAUCCAGAAGUUCCACGACUCUGACUGCUUGGCCAGUCAGGCUCAGCUUGCAUGCAUCCUUCUCAGGAGAGAGGGACCAGACUUCCUCAUAAGAGAUGAGAACCUGAUGGAUGAACUGGAGAGAAUCUACAGAAGAGCUGGCAGCAGAAAGCUUUGGUCUGUUGUCCGUCUUGCCGCCAGUCUCUUAACUAAGCUAGUGGACAGCCUUGCCCCCAGUAUUACUAGUGUUUUAGUGCAUGGCAAGCAGGUGACCCUCGGUCUGUUCGGCCAUGGGGAGGAGGUGAUCUCCAAUCCACUGUCGCCGGGGGUGAUCCAGGGCAUCAUCUACAGCAAGUGCUCCCCUCACGGUGGGGAGCGGGAGGCUGUUCUUCAGCAGGAGCUGGUCAUCCAUAUCGGAUGGAUUAUCUCCAACAACCCAGAGCUGUUCAGCGGCAUGCUCAAGAUCAGAGUCGGAUGGAUUGUCCAGGCCAUGAAACAUGAGCUGAAGAUCCGGGCAGGAGACAUGCCACCACAGGAUAUCUACCAACUCUCUCCUAGUGACAUCAAGCAGCUCCUGCUUGACGUCCUGCAGCCGCAGCACACUGGCAGGUCUUGGCUGAACAGGCGUCAGAUCGAUGGCUCUCUGAACAGGACCCCUCUGGGCUUUUAUGAUCGUGUGUGGCAGAUCCUGGAGAGGACCCCCAACGGUAUUGUGGUGGCCGGGACUCACCUCCCACAGCAACCCACGCUGUCUGACAUGACCAUGUAUGAGAUGAACUUCUCCCUGCUGGUGGAGGACACGCUGAAGAACAUUGUCCUGCCUGAAUACAGACAAAUCAUAGUAGAGUUGCUGAUGGUGGUGUCCAUAGUGCUGGAGAGAAACCCCGAACUGGAGUUUAGCGACAAGGUGGAUCUGGACAGUCUGGUGAAGGAAGCCUUCAGUGAUUUCCAGAGGGAUCACGGCCGCUUUGGAGGCUCAGAGAAAAAGGAUGAGAUGGAGGCUUUCUACAACACACCACCAGUGGGAAAGAGAGGUACUUCCAGCUACCUGACUAAGGCUGUUAUGAUCCAGUUGCUGCAAGGAGACGUCAAGCCCUGCAAGGACGACCCGUGCUCUGUUAGUUAGAUUUACAAUGCCUCUGACCCCCUAAUCCCAGCCCUCUGCAGUGUAGUCAUCUAAUGGCCCAGCAAGGACUACUGAGUAUCCAUCACAUGUAUUAAGAAGAUAACCUCUAACCUCUUCAGUCCUCUUUCAGCAGAACUUUGCCCACUCCUCCUCCUACAUUUUUUCUCCACUUUUGCCUCAACAGCAGCAGAAACUAUAAACAGAGGCUUGAACUAUAGAUUAGCCAGUCUGUAGUUUGUUCCAGGCAUUGAAAUACACCCAGUAGUAAAGUGUGAAAACAAAAUGUUAAUCAUUGGGGGAAAAACUCACUGGAGUCUUAUUUCUUUUAUUUAUCAGAAUUCUGCACCCUCACUGUAUUUCCUAUUUGAAUCAAGAUUUUAACAGUGUGUAUUGAAUAAAUACCGCAUAACUAGCUUAUAUUGAUACAUAACUAGCAAGCUGUUCUCCUACCAUUAGCUUAACAUUAAAACUGAAAACAGGAGGAAACAGCUAUCCUGGCUCUGCCCACAGUUAAAAAGGGAUGUUAAGCAAAGCUAAGCAUACAGAGAUGAGAGUGAUAUCAAUCUUUUCAUCUCCAUAUCAUCUGUAUGAAAGUGAAUCUGUAUAUUUCCCCAAAAUGUUAAAUUCAUUUCUUUAGUUUUUGGUGCUAGAGAUCCAUUUUAAAUGCUCUGCAUUCUGGUUAUCGGGUAAUUAGAAAUAAUGCUGCUAUGAUCUCUGCAAAAUGAACCAGGCUCAGAUCUAACUGUUCACACUGUACAUUAUAACCCACCAGCAAAAACUGAGUUGUUACAUAGCAAUUUAGUGUGCAAGAGUGAAUCAGUCAGUACCAGGUCACAUUGUAUCAUGAGAGAUGUGGUUCUCAAAUUGAUACACUCGGCUCCCAGGGGCCUUAAGCAUGUGUAGCUCAUCACCUGAGACAGAAAGUGAUUGAUUCUGCUGUGAUUUCAUAUAUGAUUCCUAGAAAUAAAUGCAUGGAUCUUCAUCAAAAUGCAGCUAGGCCUUGUAAACCUCAGUCAGAUUAUCUGAAGGUCUGUGGCAUUAGAGGGUUUGAGAAUCACUGCAAAUAUAUAAAGUUUGGAUUUUUUUAGUGAGUACAAUAUAUUGCUCAAAAUACAUAGAUGUCAGUGUUCGGUGUUUGUUGUACUGUGUUGAGUGUCUCAUAGAGGAAAGCUGUGUCCUCUUACCUCUAUGCAUGCACAGUCUGCUGCAUGACAAUGUGUACUGUUUGCCGUAACCCUGUGACGGUUUCUCUGAAUGUUAAAGGCUACGAAAUAGAGUUUCUGAGAGGCUGUUUUGCACAAUGGGGCUCUAAACGACAAUGACAUAAUGCUCAUCUGAAGUAUGGGGACAGAGGACCCUUUAGAAAAUGCUGGGUUUUUGGAAUGAGUGCAACAGAAACGACUGCUGUGAUCCUUAGGUAUAAAUGAUGAAAGACUCACUCUGACUUAGUUUAAAGUGUGCCUCUCUGAAUAUCAUCACUGUGAUGAAUCUACCCAACCUUGUCACUGUGUGUGUGUGUGUGUGUGUGUGUGUGUGUGUGUGUGUGUGCGCGCGCACAUUGUGUACUGUUUUCAUUCAAAAGAAGUAUUUUUAACUCAAAACUGUAGUUUGAAAGAAUAAAGUUGUCACGGAAACUAUAAA
This is a messenger RNA of Lates calcarifer (barramundi perch), 5315 nucleotides long. RefSeq names its product phosphorylase kinase, beta (gene phkb). NCBI's taxonomy places the organism in Eukaryota, Metazoa, Chordata, Actinopteri, Centropomidae. Bases 417 to 3674 code for a protein of 1085 amino acids. Gene Ontology annotation, cellular component: phosphorylase kinase complex. Gene Ontology annotation, molecular function: calmodulin binding. Gene Ontology annotation, biological process: glycogen metabolic process. The transcript has 32 exons. The record is from RefSeq and is a predicted model, not a curated record.